Molecule: messenger RNA, 1140 nt
Organism: Quercus robur (English oak)
Lineage: Eukaryota; Viridiplantae; Streptophyta; Magnoliopsida; Fagales; Fagaceae
Exons: 2
Coding region: 1-1140 (379 amino acids)
Source: RefSeq, a predicted model, not a curated record
AUGCCUAGAAGGAUGAUCCAUCUCAAUAGGCCGUUUAGAUUUCAAAGUUUUUGGCUUUCUGAUCCUUCUUUUCCGACGGUGGUUAGUCACGCUUGGAAGAAUUCGGGAAAGUUAUCGGAGAAUAUUGAAAAUUUUGUGAAGGAGGCCAGCUCAUGGAAUAAGCACCACUUCAGAAAUAUAUUUGAAAAAAAGAAGAAAAUUAAGGCUAGACUGAAUGGGAUUCAAAGGGCUCUGGCAAUUAACCCCUCUCCAUCUCUGAUUCAUUUGGAAUCCCAACUCCUUAAGGAUUUGGAUGUUGUGUGCGGCCAAGAAACUGAACUUUGGGCUCUAAAAGCUAGAAUUAAUUGGCUGGUUUUGGGAGAUCGAAAUACUUCUUUCUAUCACAUUUUGGCCUUGACUAGAAGGAAGCAGAAUUUAAUUACUUCAGUUAAAAAUGGAGCGAGUGAUUGGAUUAUGGAAGAGAGAGAAGUAAUGAAUUUUUUCAAAGAGGGUUUCUAUAAGCUUUAUACCACAGCUCAGGAGUCGGCAUCUGGGAAUAUUAGCUACAACUCUCAUUGGCAAGCCAAGAUUUCGGAGGAAGAGAAUGCUAGCAUCAGCCAUUUGGUGACUGAAGAAGAAAUCUCUGCUGCCUUAUGGUCCUUAAAGGCUUUUAAAGCCCCGAGACUGAAUGGGUUGCAUGCAGGGUUCUUUCACAGGUUUUGGAUCACUGUUGGUGACUCGGUUAGAGAAGAGGUGAAGAAGGCUUUUAGGGAAAGGAAAAUCCCAAAGUAUCUCAACAAUACUAGUAUUGUGCUAAUUCCAAAGAUGCAAGGUCCCGAGUCCAUUGGAAACUACCGUCCUAUCAGCCUAUCUGCAUUUGUGCCCGAUAGAAAGGGGGUGGACAAUGCAAUUAUUGUUCAAGAAAUUAUUCAUACAAUUGGUAAAACCAGAGGUAAAGUGGGGCAUAUGGCACUCAAAAUCGACCUAAAGAAGGCUUAUGAUAAGCUGGAAUGGAGCUUUAUUAGAUGCAUGCUGCAAAGAUUUAACUUCCCGGACAUUCUCAUAGAGAUUAUCAUGAGUUGCAUCACUACGGCUACUACUUCCAUCCUCUUCAAUGGCGGAAGCCUUGAGCCUUUUGAACCAACGAGAGGGAUAAGAUAA